Acanthosepion pharaonis is the source of this 633-nucleotide messenger RNA. NCBI's taxonomy places the organism in Eukaryota, Metazoa, Mollusca, Cephalopoda, Sepiida, Sepiidae. The record is from the annotation of a GenBank genome assembly.
AUGGCCCAGAGUUUCAUGAAUACAAAAUCGUCAGGUAGAGAAAUCUAUCUAUCUAUCUGCCUCCUGCUUCAUAUCUAUCUAUCUAUCUAUCUAUCUAUCUAUCUAAGCCUGUUUAUAUCUAUCUAUCUUCUGGUCACCCACAUUUCUGUCAUAAUAGAAGAGGCCAUGAUGCAUAAAAAAAUAAUAAUCUAUCUAUCUAUCUAUCUAUCUAUCUAUCUAACUUAUUCUCUUUCUUGUUUUUCUCUUCUUUCUCAGCCUUUCAAAUAUCUCUCUUCUUUUACUACCCACUUUCUUUCUUUCUUUUUUCUUUCUUUCUCCGCUUCCUUUUUAUUUAAUCACAAAACAUCUACUUAUGUACGCAUGAAUAUUUUUAUGUAUGUAUGUAUGUCAUUCUGUUAUCUAUCUAUCUAUCUAUCUAUCUAUCUAUCUAUCUAUCUAUCUAUCUAUCUCAUUCUCCUAUUCAUAUCUAUCUAUCUAUCUAUCUAUCUAUCUCAUUCUAUUCGUAUCUACAUAAGCCUUUUCAUAUCUAUCUAUCUAUCUAUCUAUCUAUCUAUCUAUCUAUCUCAUUCUAUUCGUAUCUACAUAAGCCUUUUCAUAUCUAUCUAUCUAUCUAUCUAUCUUAUUGCAGCCUAA